AAUGUAAAAUUUGUUUUCAUCAACACUCUGAUGACCUGGAUGGACGCUCGGAGCUACUGCAGGGAACGCCAUACAGAGCUGGCCAUUCCCAGGACCCUGGCGGAGAACGAAGAGAUCAGGGCGGUGAUCCCAGCAGGUCUGUUCAGCUGGAUGGGCCUUUAUAGAGAAAACUAUAAGUGGUCGGAUGGAACCAUGUAUGUGUUUGAAAGCUGGGCACCAGGUGAUCCUCACGGCGGGGUAGAAAAAUGUACAGGUGCUUAUUUCACAGCCAAGGGACACUGGGCCGACUGGACAUGUGAUCUAAGGAAACCCUUUAUCUGCCACCAUGACCUGCCGUUCACAAAGCAAGUGGUGAAAGUGAAGCUGGUGGGAAACUCUGCUGUGGAUCUGAAUGAUCCUGCUGUCCUGGAGAAGCUGCAGGAAAAGCUCCAGCAGAAGCUGCAGGAGACGAACUCGGCUGCAGAAGUCAAACUGAGCUGGAAGAAACAUCUGGAUGGAACGACCUUCUACAAGGAGAAAAAGGAGCUAAAAUGACAUGAUGAUGAUGAUGAUGAUGAUAUGAUGAUGAUGAUGAUGAUGAUGAUGAUGAUGAUGAUGAUGAUGAUGAUGAU
Molecule: messenger RNA, 611 nt
Organism: Cyprinodon tularosa
Lineage: Eukaryota; Metazoa; Chordata; Actinopteri; Cyprinodontiformes; Cyprinodontidae
Product: collectin-12-like
Exons: 4
Coding region: 31-534 (167 amino acids)
Source: RefSeq, a predicted model, not a curated record